AUGUUAACUUAUAUCCAGAAUAAGUUGGUGGCGCGACCCAAUCUGCUUUGUCCCUUCGAGGAAAUUGGCGGCCAUAGAGGUGUUUUCGUUUCUGGUGGCCAACCGAUGUGGCUAUUCAGUGGUCAUUUUGGCGAACUCCGCGUCUUUCCACAUGCCGUUGACGGCGUUGUGCCUGGCUUCACUCCGCUUCAUACGGCGACUCUACCAAAUGGAUUCGUAUACUUCACAUGCUCGGUAUGUCCAUUCUUACUAUCUACUUGA
Messenger RNA from Protopolystoma xenopodis, 261 nucleotides. The record is from the annotation of a GenBank genome assembly. NCBI's taxonomy places the organism in Eukaryota, Metazoa, Platyhelminthes, Monogenea, Polystomatidea, Polystomatidae.